This is a messenger RNA of Ostrea edulis (European flat oyster), 5237 nucleotides long. RefSeq lists its product as uncharacterized. Gene Ontology annotation, biological process: regulation of transcription by RNA polymerase II. The transcript is spliced from 9 exons. The record is from RefSeq and is a predicted model, not a curated record. Bases 263 to 5086 code for a protein of 1607 amino acids. Gene Ontology annotation, molecular function: protein binding. Lineage: Eukaryota; Metazoa; Mollusca; Bivalvia; Ostreida; Ostreidae. Gene Ontology annotation, cellular component: nucleus.
UAUUCUAAUCAUAUUUCCGGAAAGUUGAAGUGAAAAAAUGUGGGUACAGUCUCGCGUCUAGUUAAUCUAGAAUAAUAAUUCAUUUUGUUAUGUAAAAUGCUAAUCUUUUAUCGCUGUCAUUUUUCUUUUUAGGCCUAGUAUUCUAAUGUUUUGCAAGAAUAUUGACCGUGAUCACGUGAUUUCAGCCAUUAUGCUAAGUUUAGGAAUGUGUAAGGCUAUGGGGUUAACACAAUCCCUUAUAUAAAGAAAAGAGGUAUAAAAAAUGCCUGGACAGGUAGAACGGUGGCUAGAAACUUUUAUGUGUAAACAGUAUGCAGAAACUUUCGAAGCUUAUGGGUUCAAAACACUACAAUCUUUAUGCCAGCUCCAACUGCCACAACUGCAAAUUAUGGGAGUUGCACAAGAACACUGUGAACAUAUACUAGACAAUGUGGAUAUCCUAAGACAGUCCCUGGGUGGCUCCAGUAGCAUGAACCAUUACCAGGACAACAUGUAUAAUGCAUACAGCAACAGACUCUCCAGCAUUGGGCAUUUGCAGCGCAGCAAUCCUACCAUGCCAAUGGGGAAUAUGCGUGGAAACAUGACUGGCUAUAACUCCCAGGGCUAUAUGAAUAGUCAAAGUUCUGUGAUGCAACAUCAGCCACAGCAUCAGCAAACCUAUGUAGGGCACAACUCGGCAUAUUCCUUGAAUCAGCACAGUUCUUACAUGGGGUUUGGAGGAACAGCAGAACACCGACAGUAUCAGUUUCCUGCUACAGAUAGGAGGGGGAGUAACAACUACUCUGCCAACGUCGGACCUUCGGCCAAUCCAAAUGGUUAUCACAGCAGGCCACAAAUUCAAAAUAUGUCCAACCAACAAGUGCCGCAGACUCUGAUGCAUUCACACAUGCGCCACAACUCUUCUAACCAAAAUCCACAAGAAGUUGCAAACAAUAUUCUUCAGAUGGCAGCUUCUACAUACAUGCCAAAUCAGACAGUCACUGUCCCUUUGUCAAAGAGUCGUUCGGCUCCAUAUCACAUACCACCCAAAUCUCCACAUAAUAACUAUACUAUGCAGGGUAACUGUCCAACCUCAACACAGCAGCAUCAGCAACACAUCGGACAAGCUCAUCAGUUUGCCUAUCCCAAUUCCUCCCCCCACCAGUCAUCACAAGGGCCAUGUGCAUCACCAAUCAGUCCAAAUGCUGCAUAUAUACACAGUCCAGCGUCUCAUCACAGUGGACAGAGCAUGCCUAAUUCCAGUCCUCAGUCAGUCCAUAGUCCAACCUAUGGAUUGAGUGGGCCAUGUGUCAAGUCACCUUGUGCCAUGGUUGCCUCUCCCGGGGGAGAGGUAUGCUCGCCAUGUCAAAUGGCUUCCCCUGUUAACUGCCAGGGAAGUGCUCCCAAUGCUUCACCACAACACCAACAGCUGCGUGUAAAUUUAACAAGUGGAAAUCAUGCCAUGUACCAAGGUCAGAUGACAUCACCAAACCAUCAAGCCAAUAUGAAUCAGUACUCGCCCAAAACUAACCCAGUCACCCCACCUGCUAGUCACAAUGUGUCACCAUACAGUAACUCCUCCAGAUCCUCCCUACAUAGUCCACAACACAAGAACUCCAUGUCAGUAUCCACUGUUUCUGGCCAUUUCUUUAGUGACUGUGCUUCAGACAUUCCAGAGACUCCUCAUGAAAAAUCAAACUCCAACCCCUUACAGUCUUUACAAAAAUUGUGUAUGCUACCUGACCAUCAAGUGAUUGAUCCUAAAAGUGUGGUAAAUGAUGCUUGUCUUGAAUCACCACAGUCAUAUGACCACCAAAAAAACUUGAAUAGCGAUGCCGACAACCAUUUUGAGAACCAGGACCAGGUAUCGGCAUCGAAAACAAGAAGUCCUGCAAAUUGUGAUAGUGUAAGCAAACUUGGAACAGAAAUGGCAAAGACUUGUGAUGAUAUAUGUAGUGUAACAUUAGAGCAUACAAGUGACAUAUCAAAGAAAUUCAUUUCAAGUACUGAGAAUGAAAAACGACACCAUGUGAUUGAUGAAGAAUCAUGCGAAAAAAAGUUUAUUUAUGAUAGUUUCAAUUCUGUAAAAGGUGAAGCUAUAUCGGAAAUGACACAUUCAAAUGAAGACAAUAAACAAAUGGAAAUACUGAAUGAGGAAAAAACGCAACAGCAAAAAGAAUCGCGGCCAUGUGAUGACACACAACAGUAUGAAGAAUCGCGACAGUGUGAUGAAACAGAACAGAAUAAAGAUUCCCAGCAUUAUGAUGAAAUGCAACAGAAUAAAGAAUCGCGACAGUGUGAUGAAACGCAACAGAAUAAAGAAUCGCGACAGUGUGAUGAAACGCAACAGAAUAAAGAUUCACAACAUUGUGAUGAAACGCAACAGAAUAAAGAUUCACAACAUUGUGAUGAAACGCAACAGAAUAAAGAUUCACAACAUUGUGAUGACACUCAGCAGCAUGCAUCACAACUGUGUGAUGAUGCAAAGCAACACAAAGACAAACAACAGAAUGGAAAAGUACUGCAAGAGGAGGUCACAAAGGAAAUAAAAGAUAAAGAAAAUCAACUUACAAGUGCUGCAGAGGAAGUAUCUGUUAAUGUGAAAGAAAUAUCUGAAAAUGGUGUUCUGUCUUAUUCUAGCUGUGGUCUUGUUCAGUGCAAAACAAUCAUAAGUCCAGAAACUGAUGGUUGUGAGCAGGUCAUCUGCAAGCCAAUGGGAUGUAAGGAAAAUGAUGAUAUACUCUCAGAAAUUCUUGAUUAUGAAAAUGUUGCCAAAGAAAACAAUAAUGAGCUAAUUCCUCAGUUGAAUGGUGAUGAAAAUUCUUGUAUUCAGUAUUAUAGACCAAAGUGUAUAAAAAAAAUUAAUAGCACAAAAAAAUUGCAUCUUGAUCCUAGCUUUAAAUUGCACUCAAAGGUGCUUUCAAAUCCACUAUUGGUAAAAACAUAUUCACGAAGAGAUCAGCUUGCAGCCAAGUACAGGUGGCGAAGGUCACAAAUGCCAAGACCAAGGUCAUUAAGGGGUGUGCCAGCAAGACUGGCAAAUGCUGCUCAGUACAGUUCUGUAAAUUACAGUGAUUCUGACAGUGAUGAUGGUGGAGUAUUACUAGUGCGCGAGGAUAUAGAUUUCACUCAGGAUCCGGAGUCACCUUUCCCCAUGUAUAGUGUUUCAGAUGAAGUGUCUCAAGAGGGUGAUGUCAGCUCUUCCAUUGAAACGGAAAAAGAUGAUGUAAGUCUGGAAGGUGACCAGUCAUCCCCACCAUUACCUCCUUUAAUAGAAGCUGAGGGACCAAUUGAAACCACAGAGUCUAUAGAUAUUGAUGACUUUGCCUUAGACACAACCAAAAACUCACGAACACUAGCUGUGGAAAGUGAUAAAAAUCAGGCAAAAGUUCAUGGUAAAUCUGAUCAGAGUGGGAAGAAAGUGAAUAAAAGUAACUUGGAUAAAAAUGUAAGGAGAAACUCAGCUAGUUCUAGAAUUGGGCACAUUUUACCAAGGCAGUCUGCAAGGUAUGGUGUUACAUCUAGUACAAGCAAGUCCAGAAAAGCAAAAAGCAGAUCUCCUACCAGAGAUGCAAAGAAGGACUCUGAUGAGGAAAAAGAGGAUAAAAGCAAUGAACAGAACAAGUCUUCUAGUAAAACUCCUGCCAAGAGAUCUAUUCGUAAAAGGAAGAGAGCUUCACCGAUGAAGUAUGGUGACUUGUACUACAGCGCUGACUAUAUUAUCGAUUCAGAGGAGGAAAUAGAAGUGGAAAAGAAAAGUAAAUUAGGACGAAAGGAAAACGGUGGAAAUAAGGAGAGCAUGAAUAAUGAGGAAUCGGACGUUAUUAUUUUGAAUGAUGAAGAGGAGGAAUCCAUUGUCAAGAAAAAUGAAAGUUUGUCGUUAGCCCAUAACUCCAACAAUAAGACAGGUUCUACUGUCACGACUUUACUACCCAGUGUAGAGGGCAGCAAAAGGACCAAAUUAAAAGCUAACGCAAAGGUGACUCUUAAUGAUAUGUCAGGUAAUGAAUUGUCUUGUAUCAUGAACAAGAAAACCUAUUUAGAAAAUGAGAAGGCAAAGAAUUCCAAGGUUUCACAUUCUGUGGAUGAUGAAGCUGAUGUCAAGACUCUGAUUUCUAUUAGUGAUGAUGAUGUGGAGAAUGAAGUUACAGAGACACAAGAAAGUUCAGCACCGAACAAUAAAAAGAAAUCCAAAACUCGGAGUGUGAAGAAAAGUGGUAAAGGGAGACUUAAAAAACUUCAAAAAUCUCGUGCCAAAUUUGACAUGUUUGAUGAUGAAACAGAAGAGAUUAAUUUAAAAAAGACUAUUAGCAUCAUGAAAAAGAAACACAAAAAACGUGAAAAAGUUAAGGUCGAUGAGAGUAAAAGUCGAGUUACAGGACCUUUUUUACAUGUCAGAAACACUGAACCUUCAUACUGUCGAGUGGUUAAUCAGUAUGAGGAAGAUCCAGAGGUGUCGGAGCAAAAGUUUACGAAAAAAGUUUCUACGCCAAUAACUGUGUCUACUGUUCAUAUGUCAAAGCUCUCAGCAGAAAAAUCAGUUCAUGUGCCUAGCAGCGCCUUAACAGAGGAAAUAAACUGGGUGUGCCAAUUGUGUCACAAACACAGCAGUUUUAAAUUUUUAGGUGAUUUAUUUGGACCGUAUUACUCAGAGGGGAAUUUGCCAUCAUCUGGCAGGCGAGAAACUUCUCUUAACAAAGAUUCAAAUUUCAAAACAAUUAAACACAAAAAUGUUACUGAUUUGAAUAUAAGUGACUCGGUGCAGAAAACAAAGAAACGUGUGAAAUCAACUAGUGUGUCCCGACCUUUGGAAGAAGUAUGGGUUCAUGAAGACUGUAUUGCUUGGGCUGAUGGGGUGCUACUCAUAGGGCAGAAAAUCUAUGGUCUUGAAGAGGCUACAUCUGUUGCAUCAGCCACUAUGUGUUCAUCUUGCAAAGAACAUGGUGCUAUGGUUGGAUGUCUGCACAAAGGAUGUUCCCAAAAGUUUCAUUACAUUUGUGCUGUAGAAUCAGGGUGCUUUAUGGAUGAAGAAAACUUUUCUUUGUUGUGUGUGAAACAUAAGGACAAGAAAAUGAAGCAGUUAGAGACGACAUCUUCAAAAACAUGAAGAUGCUGAACCUUCAGAACUGGUUGUGUAAGCCAAAACUGUGUUAUUGUGUAAUUCUCAAGGGUCUGCAUAAAAACUAUUUUGUCUUUUUAUCAAAGCAGAUAACAUGUGAUAUUGAUCAGAGAGAUCAAUAAAUUAUAUAACAUGACAA